AUGGAUUCAGAUGAGGUAAAGGGAAGUUUCCUGAGCUGAUCUAUUACAUUCAUUUCAGGUUCGGAAGCGUAAAGAGUAUGCAGAGAGAAAGGUGAAAGAGCGGCAUGCGGCGCUGCGGAAAGAAGCGGAGGAACGGAGGAAGCACACUGUGGAGCACAGAGAAAGGUUUGUUUCGAGUACUUAACUGCUGCCUGAAAUAAUGUCUGUGUGAUGCCUUCUUCUUUAUUUAAAAGAGACGAUGAGACGUCUCUUCUCGUUUUUGUUACGAAAUCUGUCGAUUUUCCGUCUCCAAAUUCGGUCAAGCACUCUUUUUUACAUUCACUCAGCGGCGCGCUAGGGUGUUUCAAGGGCCAAGCCGUGCCAUCCAGCCGACGAGCACCUGCCAUCCACCCUCUUUUCAUAACCCUUCUCAGCGUCGAAGUCAGUUUCAGAGUGCAAAGUCAACUGAAGCGGGAGCAAGUGCUGCUCCAGAAGAGGAUGCAGCAAUUGAACGAAGACGAAGAGCGAAAGAAGGCGACUCUUGCCAAGCAGCACGAAGCGACUUCUCGCAUCGCGGCCAUCACCAAGUCGCCCAAAUCGUUCGCGUUUGGAUCUUCCACUCCACGGACUCUCACUUAUCUGGAUAAACUUCCGAAAAGCGAGCAGCAGUAUGACAAGAAACUUCGUCCGCUCGAUGGUGGCAGUCCUAUCACCACGCCUACUGCUACGGUAUGUCAUUUUCAUCUCUUUGCCCACGAAAAGUUUCAAUUUAUUCAUAACCACUUCAGGAGUCUUGCUUGAAUUUGCGGUAUUUGGAGGUAUUUGAAUGAGUGACUCAAUAAAGUAACCACUAUUUUCCUCAGAAACUCAAUAACUGUUCCUACCUUAUUUGUCCUCAACUCACAAACUUCUCUUGUCAAUUUCUUUUUUUUUCAGAGUCCGACUGCGAAAAUCCACCGCGUCUUACCAACGACUCCGCAGAGAGCUCCUCCCGCAGCCCAUCGCCCUGCUCCGACAAUGACUUCGAUGACAUCCUCGAUGUACGUAACUUCGUCCGCACCGCCUACGAGACAUGCGAAAAUGAUAGCGAAGCCUGCCGUGUCGGCUACGUCGAAGCGUCUCUCACAGGGACCAACCUCAAUGAUGACACAGUCUGUAUAUACUCCGACAAGCCGUCCGGCGACUUCCUCGCGGCUUUCAAUGGGAAGAACGAACCGUGGGGCGACACCCAAUUCCAGCCGGCCGAAUGGUGCGAUCUCUCGAGUUUUCAUGUGCAAUGACGGUUUCUUUUCAGUCACCUCCACUCCUCCGGUUGCCGCUGGCAGACGCUCAAUGGAUGUCAAGAAGCCGCCAAUGCCGCGGAAGUCUAUGCCCAGCAAGAUGGAAACUAAGAAGUUCGUUGCGGAGGCUCCGGCUGCGACUGUUUCGACUGUACCUGUCGAAACAGCUCAAAUUGUGGAAGAAGCAGCCACCGAACAGCCGGUAGUCGCUUCAAUUGCGGAGGAGAGUCCGUCUCCAGUGCAUGAAGAUUCGCCAGUUGAAGAGAAACAAGUGGCUGAACGGGCUGAUAGUGAGAGCACGGAAGUUUUAGUCAAAAUCGAAGAAACUCAAAAAGAGAUUGAAGAGACUCAAUUGAUUCCGGACGUUCCGCUCAUUGAGAUCUCUGAGCCGGUUCAUCAAACUAUUGAAGAACUCGUUCAACAAGAGGAGAAAAAGAUUAUCAUCCCAGAAGAGGCUGUCGAGGAAAUCAGCGAAGCUGCGAUACUCGAGGAAGUCCUCGAGCAAAAGGAGGAAGAAGUGAUUAUGCCAUCAGCCCUGUCGGUUGGGGAACAUCACGAAGAGCCAGUUGUGGUUACUGAGGAAGUGAGAAAAGAAGAAGUAAAAGAAACCGAGGUGGAGGGAGCUGCUCCGAAUGAAGAACUCAUCUCUUUGGCGAACGACGAAACUUCUGAAUCUCAGGUCGGAUCUUCAGUUAACACUUCCCUCACUGACGAGCUCAUUGAGCUCGAAAGUGAACAAAACAGGUCCCACGAUGACCCUUCGAAGCGAGAAGUCUUGGAACUGGUAGGAAAUUGUCCCUCUGUACGACAUGCCCCAAUAACUCUCGUUUUCAGCACUAUCCGAUGCCGGAUGAGUCGAAAGUGACUCCGCCCGUAGCUGCCAACGACCUCGUCGAUGUGUUUGGCAACGAUUUCAUCAACGAGAAUCCUCCACAGCGCAACAUGAAUUUCGACGAGGAGACUGACAGUGGAAAGGCGUCGCCAACGUCUUCGGAAACUUCGUCAACGACUGACGAUGUGACACCGCGCAGUACGAUCGACGAAGUGAAAGCGGCGGCACCGAGAGUGCUUCCACUCGUUCGCUCCGCCGAAGACAUCGCUAGGAAGGAGCGGGAAGCCCGUGAGACGGAGGAACGAAGGAAUCGACUAGCCGAAAUCCUCGCCAAGACGAGGGGAAUGGCAUCUCCGGUGACGAACGCGUUGCCGCCCACGACUGCCACGAUCAACAGUAGGUUUUGGUGUGAAUGAUGCCCGUAAGGGGUCCAGAAUUGGAGUCCCCUCUGCGGCGCUCUUUUCAUUUGGGAAUGCGCGUUAAUCCUUUGUCGAAUUCCUUUUCGGAUCAGUUUCACUCAGAUUCGCCCGCAAGCUCGAUCCCAUGAACCGCAGAACAUUCAUCUAUCUAUUCAUCCAAAUCUGUAUCUCUAUAUCCCGCCCCAUCCUUUCUCUUUCUCUUUUCCGCAUUCAUUGUUAGGCCCCGUAGAUUCUACACAAUCACCAGUCACCUCACCGCCGACCCCUCCAUUACCAAUGCCGUCGGCGGCCGAGCAGCAGCCAGUCGCCGCUUCUUCGUCCGCCACACCAAUGGAAGAGACCGCCGAAAAGGCAUCGAAUGGUGAGCUCGUCGUCUCUUUCCCCGGCAUGUUGAUGUGAACAUUUGCUUGCUUAUUCACCUGAUUUCCGCUUGUCUCCGUCCUGCCAACACUGAUUGUUUCAACGACUGAUGAGCUGAAGAAGCUUCUGAAGGCGUCUUUUAUUCUUCUUCUUCGGCUUCGGCUUCGUAAUUUCCUCUUACUUGUUCUUAGAUUCGGAGAGCGGUCUACUCACUUCGUUGGAGUUCAUUCUGGUGCUUUAUUUCUGUCACGAACCACUACCAUUUCAUUUCUGUCCGAGCUUUACCUUGAUUGAAAACCAUUUCCUAAUCAGUGUCCGUUUUCUCCGCACUCAGUUUUUAAUUAUCUCGUUUGUCGUAAUUGUGUUGGUUUGUCUCGGUUUGGCCUGACAAGCAUCCUGUGAUCCGAUUGUCAUCUCACACUCUUCCAAUCACUUAUCGAUAGUUUCUUUCCAGAAUCUGGAGGCGCCAUCGAUGUGCUCGCCCGUGUGGCUGCCAAGACAAACUUGCCGUCGUUGCAGAAGAUUUUGCAGAGGAAGCAAGGCAGCAAUCCGUCUCUUCAGGUACUCAAUAAUAACUCGUUCCUUAGCGGAACUGUUCACUUUCAGACUUCCGAGUCGAACGGCGGUGAGAUCUACUGA
This is a messenger RNA of Caenorhabditis sp. 36 PRJEB53466, 3509 nucleotides long. NCBI's taxonomy places the organism in Eukaryota, Metazoa, Nematoda, Chromadorea, Rhabditida, Rhabditidae. The record is from the annotation of a GenBank genome assembly.